Molecule: messenger RNA, 1773 nt
Organism: Geodia barretti
Lineage: Eukaryota; Metazoa; Porifera; Demospongiae; Tetractinellida; Geodiidae
Source: the annotation of a GenBank genome assembly
AUGAAGAGCGAUUUCAUGAUGGCAUUAAAUCAGUUAUCCGCUGAACGCGGCCUGGCGAAAGACCAGGUACUGCGAGCCAUUGAAGUUGCUCUGGCCUCGGCCUUCCGGCGCGACGAUCCGGCCGGUGGCCAAAACCUGUCGGUUAAACUGAACCCCAACACUGGUGAUAUCAGCAUAUUCGCCCUGCGCGCCGUGGUUGAAGAGGUCGAAUUCCCCGAAACCGAAAUUUCCCUGCAGGAAGCUCAGAGCAUUCGACCCAACAUCCAGAUCGGCGACGAAAUCGCCGAAUCUGAAGAGGUUCCUCACGACGCCAGUCGCAUCGCGGCUCAAACCGCCCGCCAGGUUAUCAUGCAACGCCUUCGCGAAGCCGAACGCGAAAAGAUUUUCGAGGAAUACUCCGCAUACCAAGGUGAAUUGAUCAGCGGCAGUAUUGAAAGCGUCGAAAAGGGACCGACUGUUUUUGUAAACCUCAAUCCCCAUCAGGCCCAGAACCAGAACCGGGCUCGCGGCGUCAUGCGCCCCGACAAUCAGGUCGGCAACGAACGUUACCGCAAGGGCCAGAACCUCAAGGUGCUUCUGGUUGAAGUACAGCAAACUCCCCGUGGCCCCGAAGUCGUGGUGAGCCGCACCCAUCGCGACCUGCUCCGCCGCCUGAUGGAGGCGGAAGUCCCGGAAAUUGGCAACGGUACGGUGGAAAUCCGCAGCAUCGCGCGCGACCCCGGAGUCCGCAGCAAGGUCGCAGUCGCGUCUCACCAGGAAGGCGUUGACCCGGUCGGUUCUUGCAUCGGCUUGCGCGGCAAUCGCAUCCAGAGCAUCGUCAACGAACUACAGGGCGAAAAGAUCGAUGUAAUCGAAUGGGAUUCCAACCCCCGGGUACUGAUCUCCCGCGCCCUCAGCCCCGCCGACGUUGGCGCCGUUGAGCUGGACCAGGACGAAAACACCGCUUACGUCGUGGUUCCAGAGAACCAGAUGUCGCUGGCCAUCGGUCGCGACGGUCAAAACGCUCGUUUAGCCGCCCGCCUCUCCGGAUGGCGGUUGGACAUCAAGAACGUUGAACAGUGGGAAGCCCUGCGCGAAGCCAGAGCCGCUGAAGCCGCCCGUGUCACCGCAGAACGCGCCGCUUUGGCCGCCACCGCUGCCGCCGAAGCCGCCGCUGAGCAGGCCGCCGCGACCGUGGAAGAAGCCGUGAUGCCUGUUGCCGAGGCCGCAGAAGCCGCAAUCGCUGAAACCGGCCUGGUCGCCGAAACGGUUGAACUCAUCGAAUCCAUUGAAGCCAGCCCCGAGACGGCAACCGUAGACGCCGCAGUCAUCGCCGACAUCGCCGCCGUAAUCUCCCAACCGCCAGCGGAAUCAGCAGCAGUAGCCGAAGCCCCGGAGGCUGAGGUUUCAACCCCGGGUCUGGCAUUCGAUGAAGAUGCCCUCCUCGAAGCCCUCAUCGCGGAGGAAGAGGCCACCACCGUCAACGCCUCCGCUUCAGGAACGCAACCGCAGCCAGUCGGCCUCAGCGUGGAGGCCCUGGGAAAUCUUACUAUCGACGAUGUGAUCGUUGAAGACGAUGACGAAGAACUCGAAGACGACGAUCCAGUCGAGGAAGAUAUCGCCGACCUGUUGGCAGGUCUGCCCAAUCUGGCUCCCGACGCUGGAAAGAUCAGGUUCGCUGAAGACAUUGUCGGAGACUUCCGUGGCAGCGACAGUCGUCGCCGUCGCGGCGGUGGCAACCGUCGGGGCGGUAACGUUCCCGGAGCCCGUGGCCCUGGUGGCCGGGGCCGGUGA